Nymphaea colorata (pocket water lily) is the source of this 2574-nucleotide messenger RNA. RefSeq lists its product as uncharacterized. The transcript is spliced from 2 exons. The record is from RefSeq and is a predicted model, not a curated record. NCBI's taxonomy places the organism in Eukaryota, Viridiplantae, Streptophyta, Magnoliopsida, Nymphaeales, Nymphaeaceae. The coding region runs from base 1457 to 2233 and encodes 258 amino acids.
GUCGGGUGCUCGGAAACGCUUUCUCGAUUACAAUCGACUGCCUCUGGCCCUCUCUCUCUCUUUCGUCAAUUUCGGUGGACUGCCUUCGUUCCAGAGCAAUGUUGCAGAGAGUAGAGAGAAAGAGAAGGUCAAUGUGGAAAAGGGCGAUGGCACUUUUUUAGCCUUUCUCUGCGGCUCUCUUGGACCGCGUUUUUAUCAGAUGGGCAGCUCUUAGAGGAUCUCAGAGCUGCAAAAGGCGCUUCCUCGUGGUCCGAGCCUCUGCUUCUCUCGCUCGAUUCUGCAGAGAGAAAGAGAGAGUGAUCGAAAGAAAGAAGAGUAGAAGACGUAGCUGAGACGGAAAGAACUAGAUGCCGAACACGACAGCCAUCGUCGACUUCAUAUCAUAGGUUCGUCAGCGCCUUCCCUGGCGUUCCGCAGCUCGGAGAGAAGGCAGAGAGAGAGAGAGACAGAAAGGGGGAAGGCGAAAUUUUCAGUGAGACUGUGGUGUCAUUUGUUCCUUCUGAUCUCGGCGAUGGCUUCUCAAUUGUUGCUGGCGUUCGUUAAAUCUUGCCCUCCAUGGAAACACUUGAGACUAACCCUCACUUAUGCUUGUUCCAUGGAUAAAUUGGAGGAUCUAUCAUAAAUUGGAGGUUUUCUUCCUAAUUCUGCCCAUUUUAAAUUCUUGAUUUUCUUGUGAUUUGUCGUAGCCGUACCUUUCAUUUUGGUUCGUUGGUCGUUCCUGAGUGUCAUCCAGCACCUGGCAUUUGCACUCUGAAAGUCCUUUAAAUCUUGUCCUUCAUGGAAACACUUGAGACUAACCCUCACUUAUUCUUGUUCUAUGGAUAAAUUGGAGGAUCUAUCAUAAAUUGGAGGUUUUCUUCUGUGUGAAUUCCAUACGAAAAUAGGCCUUUUGUGAAACUUUUCCUUGGAGAUUUUCGUUCUCUUUUUUUCUUUUUACACUGAACGGCCGAUUUCACCUCCUGUGAAAAUGUUCGUCUUCUUUGUGUUUAAUCUGAAGUUCAUCAAUAAUUUUCGGUUGUGUCUCCCUGUUUUACCUUUCUGUUGUUUUUUCUGAGCUUUUUUUCCCUUCUGUGACAAAGCAUCGAAUUGUUUGUUUCUCAACAGUUGUGAUCGUUUUUCCAUCCAGCUACAAUUCCUCGUGACGAUUGUCUUUUUCUAUAGCCGAAUUCUUUCGUAUCUUGAUUGAUUUCCCGGUUUCAUGUUCAGUUAAUUUCAGAGCGUCAGUUUCCGUCAAUUUAGGGGUUUAAAUAAACAACCAACGCUUCCCCACUAGCAGUAGGACCUCAGAGAGAGAAACAAACAAAAAGAGAGGGGAAAAGGACCACUCAACAAGGGAGAGCUCCAUUUUUUCCGAUCCCCAAACGGCCAAUUCCCUCUUUCUUGAAAAACCCACAUCAAUUCUUUCCACAGAAACCAAGAAGGAAUAUAAAAAGGGAGGGAAGUUGCAGAAAAGUGUAUGCAAAAGAGGAGAAGAUCGACGCUUGUAGACCAGAUGGCCGUUCUCCAGACGUUCAAUUUACGCGACUUCCUCCGGCUGCCGGACGACGACCCUGCCCGCGAACGCCGGACGCUCGGCUCCGUCCUCAAGAUCGACGACGCCCGAAGCCACCACGGCCGCAGCCUCAUGGACGUCUUCGACAGCGACGGGUCGCCCAACGGUCACCGCCUCGGGUGGAAGUCAUUCGUCCAAUGCCUCGGGUUCCUGCGCGCCUCGGCGAUCCCCUGCCACAUUCCCACCGGCCGGCCGGCGGCAGACGAGGCUGAGACAGCGGCGUCACCGGAGGCUCGGCCGCGGGCGGAGACGGUUCAGCGGACAAGCGUGAGCCUGGCAACGGCAUUAGCGGCGGAGACGGAGAGGGAGGACCCCGACGUGGGCCCGGCGGUCGGGGACGGCUCGGAGCCAAUGAGGAUGACGUUGAUGGCCUUGCUGGAGGCGUCAGAAGGGGAGGUGGUGAUGGGGCCAGCGAGCUCUCUGGCGGCGGCGAUGCUGAGAGAGUGGGUGGCCAGCGGCGGCAAGGACCACGCCGGCGACGGCGAAGGCGACAGAGACAGCGCCGGCGAGAAGGGGGGCGAGGGGCACAGUUGCUGCGUGUGCAUGGUGCGGCAGAAGGGAGCGGCCUUCAUCCCCUGCGGCCACACCUUUUGCAGGGAUUGCUCCCGCGAGCUGUGGGUGAACAGAGGCUCCUGCCCUCGCUGCAACGUCUUCAUCCUCGAGAUCCUCGAUAUCUUCUGAGUCUCCAGCGUGUGGCGCCUCUUCAUUGGUCAAGUCUACGCCCUCCAUCCACUGCGAGCUGCUUCUUCUUCUUCCUCUUCUCUUUUUUGGCUCUUUUUCUUUUCCACCUUCACCUUUUUUAGACCAGUCGCUUUCAGUCGACAUGAACGAAUGGUGGUAGAUGUAUACGUCUUCUGCCUAGCCGUCUUCCUCUGGCACUGUAUAGAUGGCGAUGGUGCCAAGGCGAGCAAAUUGGUGUAGAGAAAAUUUGAUUGUUCGGUGUUCAGAUUGACAAGUUUUGUUGGAAAACUGUUCUUUGUUUCUGGUUUCUGAAACAUAAUGAUCAACUUUCCAUUUUACUA